UUCUUUGUGCUCGUGUGGCGGCGCCUGCUUCUGAGGUCCUCACCGGCGCGUCUCCUCGGCCCGCCAGCGCAAGCUCUUCCGUGACUGACCAUGGCGGCGGCGGGAGCGUGUCCGGGCGUGGAAGCGGGCUUCUCUAGCGAGGAGUUGCUGUCGCUCCGCUUCCCGCUGCACCGCGCCUGCCGCGACGGGGACCUGGCCGCGCUCUGCUCGCUGCUGCAGCAGACGCCGCGCGCCCACUUGGCCGCUGAGGACUCCUUCUACGGCUGGACGCCCGUGCACUGGGCCGCGCACUUCGGCAAGUUGGAGUGCUUAAUACAGUUGGUGAGAGCUGGUGCUACACUUGAUGUCUCCACUACUCGUUAUGCACAGACCCCAGCCCACAUUGCUGCUUUCGGGGGACAUCCUCAGUGCCUCAUCUGGUUGAUUCAAGCAGGAGCCAGCAUUAACAAACCGGACUGUGAGGGCGAGACUCCCAUUCACAAGGCGGCUCGCUCUGGGAGCCUAGACUGCAUCAGUGCCCUGGUGGCUAACGGGGCUCACAUCGACCUGAGAAAUGCCAGUGGCCUGACAGCAGCAGACAUUGCUCAAACCCAGGGUUUCCAAGAAUGUACCCAGUUUCUCUUGAACCUCCAGAAUUGUCAUCUGAACCGUUUCUAUAAUAAUGGCACCUUAAAUGGGGGCCAUCAGAAUAUAUUUCCUAAUCAUGUUAGUGUGGGAACAAAUCGCAAGAGAUGCUUGGAAGAUUCGGAACCCUUUGGAGUGAAGAAAGCUAGAACUGAAGCUCAAAGCUCGGACUACUCCAUGCCACUAGUGAACGGCGAGGCAGAAGACGAUGCUGACAAAAUGCACGUCGACAGAGAGUUUGCUGUUGUAACAGAUAUGAAAAACAGUAGCUCCGUAUCGAAUACAUUGACAAACGGAUGUGUCAUCAAUGGACAUUUGGACUUCCCUUCCACGACUCAGCUCAAUGGGAUGGAAAGCAGGAAUGACCAGUGCUUAACAGGAUCUAAUGGAAUUAGCAAUGGAUUAGUUCCAGGACGGCCAUUUCCGAGUAGCCAGGGUUCUCUCUAUGUUAAUGGGACCGAGGAGCCAGAAAAGACCAUGAGCAUUAACCCUGAGAUGUGCGGUUCUCUGCACCUGAAUGGCAGUCCAAGUAGCUGCAUAGCUAAUAGACCUUCCUGGGUGGAAGAUAUUGGGGAAAAUUUGCACUAUGGACAUUACCACGGGUUUGGGGACACUGCUGAAAGCAUCCCUGAGCUUAAUAGUGUAAUAGAGCAUUCCAAUUCUGUGAAGGUGGAAGAAAGAUACGACAGUGCCGUCUUGGGUACCAUGAACCUCUACCAUGGCUCUUAAAGACAAGUGGUCUGGCUCUGUCUGGAAGCAUUAAUUCUUCCUAGAAACCAACUCAGAAUACUAAUGUAGCAUCCACUUAAAGGAAUGCCAUAAUUUGUCCUAUUUUUUUAUACUUUAACUUUCUGAAAAAGUAAACUUGUAUUUGACGAAUUCCUCGUGAGUCCUAGUGAAUGCACGAGUGGAGCUUAUUUAGUGCAUAGGUGUUUCUUGGAUAGCAGACCUCUUAAAAGAUGCACUUUGAGAAUUUAAUUUUUCUGCUGCCAGUCUCAGUAUUUCUUCUGAAUACUGUCACCAUAAAUUGGCAUUUUUCCUUUUGUCAAAUUAAAUUGUAUCUGAUGAAGAUAAAUUGGAGGCAGUCAGUGAGGUGCUUGGUGAUUUAACCCUUUGCACACGGGCAUCAUUUUGAAAGUUUGCUUUUCCUCCUUCCUGCAGAAUUUUUGACAGAACACAGCUCUUUCCCUAUGCAAGGUCCAGCCUUACAAAGAUGACUUGGAGUGAUUUGUAUGAAGAAAAGAAUAUUUGUGCUUUUCGAAGUCCUUUCAUUGAAACUUUGCAGCUUGCCUUGUGAAGGUUUACUUGUAGACACACACAGUGGUUUGGAUGCAUAAGUUAUGUCCCUUCUUUCAUGAUGUAACUCACUCCCUGGAUUUCAUUGAAAAUACACGCACAGGGACUGACUUCCGAUUGUUUUUAUUACACAUUUCCUACUUUGUCUCUAGAAUUUUUACCACAGAUAACGGUUUCCUUUAUAUGUAGUGGAAGUUACUAUUUGUAGGAACUGUCAGGUCAAAAUAUUUAACUGACUAUUCUGACUUAUAUUUUCUUUUUUCCUUGUUUUUGUUUUUUGGGGGGUUUCUGCUUUACAAUAUAUACCACUAUGUAUAUUCAGUAAACUGAGAGAAUUUUGAACCUCUCUUAAUAAAACUGUUAAGUUUAUGGUUUUAUAGAAAUUAGCUUUUGUUUCAGUGACACUGUGGUUACACUGUGCAAAUAUUGUAAUGAGUUUUUACUUUUCUGAUUUUUGUAAUAAAAAUUGGUGAAAAUAGAGAAGAUGUCAAAUGAACAGGCCAAUGUUCUAGAGUGUUACUAACAUUUUGUUUUUAAACUGUCCUUUACAAAUUGAAUAAAAAAAAAACCUCUCACACUCGA
Miniopterus natalensis is the source of this 2502-nucleotide messenger RNA. RefSeq names its product ankyrin repeat domain 10 (gene ANKRD10). NCBI's taxonomy places the organism in Eukaryota, Metazoa, Chordata, Mammalia, Chiroptera, Miniopteridae. Gene Ontology annotation, molecular function: protein binding. The record is from RefSeq and is a predicted model, not a curated record.